AUGCAUAAUAAUAAUAAUAAUAAUACUGAAGAACUUAUUACAUAUCUUCUUCAAUAUGGAAUAUCUAACAGAAUGAUUGCCAUUGUUGAAAAACAACAUAUCUAUGAUGAAGAUUUACUGAUAAUGGAUCGUGAUGACGUCGAACAUUUAUUUAAAAAUGAGUAUGGUUUUACAUUUCGUGAUCGUAAACAAUUUUGGAAAAUAUUACAAAAAAUUCAAUCAAAUCAAAAUUCUAAUGUAGAACAUGAACAAAUUAUUCAUUCAUCGGCAAUUCUUGAACAUAUCUACGGAUUUGCGGAUGAAGACAAUGACAAUAAUGAUUUAGAAGAACAACAAUCUAUUACAUCUCCAUCACCAAAUACAAAUCGACAAUCAACUAUUAUUAAUUUUUUUGAUAAUAAAACAUCGAAUGAUAAUAGUAACAAUUCAAAUUCUUCAUCAUAUAUUUCAGAAUUAUCAUUAUCAUCUGAUUAUGUAUUUACAUAUCCAAGUUUAUUACCAUGUUUUUCUGCUAAUAUUAUAGAAGCACUUAAAACAAAUACAAUUCACACACAUUGGACACUUUUUAUUAAUGAACUUGCUCGUUGGGUUAUGUCAAUAAAACCAUAUCUUCGUGAACAACAUGAAUAUCAAGCUAUUGGACAAACAUUAUAUGAAAAAUAUCCUAGUAUAGGUACAACUGGUCCAAAACCUUGGUCAUUUUUAUGUCGAAGUCUUAGUCAACGAAUUCGAACAGAAAGAUGGCAAAGACGAAAGACACUUGCAGCAAGAAAACAAAAAGAAAAUGAAAUACAAGAAAAUUGA
Rotaria sordida is the source of this 804-nucleotide messenger RNA. The record is from the annotation of a GenBank genome assembly. NCBI's taxonomy places the organism in Eukaryota, Metazoa, Rotifera, Eurotatoria, Philodinida, Philodinidae.